Molecule: messenger RNA, 3329 nt
Organism: Artibeus jamaicensis (Jamaican fruit-eating bat)
Lineage: Eukaryota; Metazoa; Chordata; Mammalia; Chiroptera; Phyllostomidae
Gene: MACC1
Product: MET transcriptional regulator MACC1
Exons: 6
Coding region: 129-2684 (851 amino acids)
Cellular component (GO): cytoplasm
Source: RefSeq, a predicted model, not a curated record
UUUGGGUGCUGCAGACAGAGCAAGACACGUUUGGAGAGAGUCCUUGGUUUUCCUAGAGUGACUUCCAUUCACUGACAUAAUGUUCCUGAACUGAAGAGGCUUGAGUUCAUUUCCACAAUUGUGGAAAAAUGUUAACCAGUGAAAGAGCCCAUUUUUGGUCAGGAGGUACUCCACGAAGUAGGUCUGCAGGAAAUUUGAUUGACAUGGAAGCUGGAAAACCCUCCGAAAAGUGCAGUAUCACAGAAUGUCCAGACCCAAGCUUGCUUCUCAGCUGGCCAGAUGCUUUCACACUUCAUGGCAAUAAUGUCUCCAAAGCUACAAAUCCAUUCUGGGAUGAACUGUCUGCUUCUAACCCAUUUUUGGAUGAUAUAACUCAGUUAAGAAAUAACCAGAAGAAAGGUAGUAUUUCCAUCUUGAAGGAAGAUCCUUUUCUUUUUUUUAGAGAAAUAGAACCUGGAAAUUCUGUAGAUUCCUCUGGUGAUGAACUUGAUGUGCACCGAUUGCUUAGGCAGUCUUCCUCGAGGAAAUCAGGGAGAUCUAAAAGUGUUUCAGAACUUUUGCACAUUUUAGAUGACACAGUACAUGUCCAUCAGAAUAUACAGAACUCUGACCAGAUCCUAGAACAAGAUUUGGAAUGGCUUCAUAAUGAUCGAGAGGCUUAUAAAAUGGCUUGGUUAAGUCAACGCCAGCUGGCCCGCUCCUGCCUAGAUUUGAAUACAAUUAGUCAGAGUCCUGGAUGGGCACAAACACAAGUUGCAGAGACUGUGGUCGUUUGUCAGUUAAACCACCAAGGAGGGUCAGUACAAUUACCUGAAUCAGACAUCACUGUUCAUGUGCCCCAAGGGCAUGUAGCUGUGGGAGAAUUCCAGGAAGUAUCUCUAAGGGUUUUUCUUGAUCCUCCACAAAUGCUUAAUCAUGAUCUUUCGUGCACUGUGAGCCCACUGUUGGAAAUCAUGUUAGGCAACCUUAACACAAUGGAAGCCAUUUUGCUGGAGAUGAAAAUCAGUGCUGAAGUGAGAAAGGACCCUUUCAGCCAAGUCAUGACAGAAAUGGUGUGUUUACACAGCCUGAGUAAAGAAGGCCCUUUCAAAGUGCUAAACAGCUGCUACAUUUAUAAAGACACCAUCCAAGUCAAGCUAAUAGAUUUGAGUCGGGUGAUGUACCUAGUGGUUGCUGCGCAAGCUAAAGCUACUCAGUCACCAGCUGUCACCAUUUGGGAUUAUAUCCACAAAACCACCUCGGUUGGAAUUUAUGGACCCAAACAUAUCCAUCCCAGUUUCACUACUGUUUUCACAGUUUGUGGACACAGUUAUUUGCCAGGAAAGCUGACAAUCUCUGGUAUUAGGAAGGGUAGAAAAAACACAUCUCCAGUUGUGUUUCAGCUCUGGGGGAAGCAUUCAUUCUUACUUGACAAGCCACAAGAUUUAAAUAUUUCUGUUUUUUCAUGUGAUCCUGAUUUUGAAGUAAAGGCAGGGGGAGAAAAAGGAAUUAAACAAAAGCAGCUGCAAGCGAGUCAAGUAGUUCAUCAACAAUUUUUAUUUUCUUUGGUUGACUCCAGAGAAAUGCACUUGUUUGUUUUCCGUGUUCAGCUGCAGCCUGCCGAUGGCAGGCCAGUUACACAGUUCGAUAUCACUACUCCUGACCCAGCUCCAAACCUAAAGAGACACUCAAACCUGCCAGGCGAUUUGCAGAAAGGGAAGGAAAUCAAGUCUGUUCCUUCAUUACCAACAGUGCAUGUUAAAUAUCCCACCUUUCAAGACAAAAAUUUGAACUUUACCAAUUACGGAGUAACGCUGAAGACAGUGCUAAGAAAAAAGAAGAUUGACUACUUACUUGAAUAUUUCAAAGGAGACACAAUAGCUCUCCUUGGAGAAGGUAAGGUAAAAGCCAUUGGGCAGUCCAAAGUAAAAGAAUGGUAUGUGGCAGUCUUGAGAGGUAAGAUUGGACUUGUACACUGCAGAAAUGUCAAGGUGAUUGCAAAGGAACAAGUAAUGCCUGUGUCAGAUAGUGUCUUCACUACGAGGAGCCUCCUUGAACAAAUUGUCCUGCCCUUUAAGAAACUGACCUAUAUCUACUCAGUUGUAUUGACUUUGGUGUCAGAAAAAGUUAAUGAUUGGAAAGCUUUAGCUGAUGUACUGGGUUACUCACAUAUGGCACUGGAAGAUUUUGAUCGAACACAAGCCGACAAAGAAUCAGAAAAAGUUUCUUACAUUUUAAAGAAGUUAAAGGAAGAUUGCCAUGCAGACAGGAAUGCCAGAAGGUUUCUUUAUGAACUUGUCGUGGCUCUGCUGAAGAUAGAUCGCCAAGGUUUGGUGGCUCACAUCAUCCAAGAGGCCACCAUCCUGACUUCAGCUGUCAAGCUGGGCAAGGGCUGGAGAGAACUAGCUCCGAAGUUAGCACGACUCACAAAGAAACAAAUGGAAGCAUAUGAAGUUCCUCACCGAGGAAAGGCUGGGCAUGUCGCUGUUGAGAUGAUGUGGAAGCCAGCCUACGAUUUUCUCUACGCUUGGGGAGCUCACUGUGGAAACAGCUGCAGAGAUGUGUUACAAGACCUUCAAUCCGCCUUGGACAGAAUGAAAAACCCUGUGACCAAACAAUGGCGAGACUUAACUGGAGCUUUAAUACUAGUACAUUCUUUAGAGCUUUUAAGAGCAACUGCAUUCUCCACUUCUGAGGAAGUAUAGAAAUGAAGGAUGCAAACAUCAGGCCACUUCAUUGUUGGGAAAGGAAAGAAAAACCCUCUCUUCUUUCAAGUUACUUUUAAUUUAAGUGACAACAAAUGGUCAUUAGCAUAAUUACUUCAUGCAGAUACCCAGAUAAACUAGAAGCUCUCAAUGUGAACAAUGAAGUUUUACCAGGAGGCAGGUGGGGACAGAGGAGAAGCAAACACAGGCUUUGUGGACCGGCCCAGGGCUGCAGGCUUCCUGCCUCCAGUCUCAUCUCUCUCUGUGGGGUGUGCUGACAUUAUUCCCAUUUUCCAUGAUAGUGAGUGUGAAGUAGGUUUUUUCUCUGCAAAACCUGGUUUUAUUUUUUUUUUAAUCCAGAGUGCAUAGUAAAAUAGUAAAAAAAAAAAUGAAUAUUAAAACUUAAUUGAAGCUCACUGCUCUUGUCCACCAUCUCUUGAAAGACAGCCAAAUGGAAUAUGUGACUUAUCAGAAAUCCGUUGCUACAAAUAUGAACUGGAGUUUUCACCACAUUCCUCUGCCUUCCCCUAGCUGACCCCGGGGCUUUCUUCAGGACCGUAAUUUAGAAUAAUAGUUCAUCAACUGUCAAGGAUUUUUCAUACUAAGGGUUACUUAAAACAAUAAAUUGGCCUUAUCACUGUUGAA